GCCAGCUUUAUUGGAUUUGGCAGGAUCUAAGUCUCAGCAUAGCCAGCUCAAUAAGAAGAAAAUUGUGUUAUUUAGUGAGGCAGAUUUCACCAGUUGCAUAAUUACUGAUGAUGAGUAUAGCAUUUAAAAGUUACCAAGUACUUCAAGAACUCUUUUGAAUGAUUCUGCCACUGAACCAAGUGAAAUAAGAAGUCAUGGGAACAAAGAUGAUCAAAUUGCCGCAUUAGAAAAACAGGUCGGUUGUUUGCAAAUCCAUAACAAUAUUGAUGAACCAGAGCAGUCUACCAAAAGGAAUGGUAGGACUUUCAAGGAUGAGAACAGCAUUACAGAGGCAUCUACACAUCCUUCCAACAAUAAUCUCAAUGUGGAUGGAAGGAAAUACAUUGGAUAGUGGAAAUAAUGAUGUAUCAAAUACUACUACAUUAAAAUCUUCUCUGAAGCCAUCAUAUGCAAAGAAAGAAACUCGUUCAGUAACUUGGGCAGACGAGAAGACUGAUCUUAGUAGCAGAAGAAUCAUUCUCAGUGAUUCUGGAGACCCAAAGAAUCUCCAAAGUGUGUCUGGGGAACUAGAGUCAACAAGUACGGAGAAGGAUGACGAUUCAUAUCGCUUUGCAUCUGCAGAAGCCUAUGCAGCAGCAUUGAGUGAAGCAGCAGAAGCUGUUGUCUCGGGCUGUGAUGUCUCAUCUGCUGUAUCUGAAGCUGGGAUUAUUAUAAUACCACCACCACAAGAAAUGGAUGAAGUGGAUUAUUGGGAGGAUGUUGAUGUAGAGCCACAUUUGCAAAAAUGGCCAACAAAGCCAGGGUUACCAAAUUAUGAUUUGUUUGAAUCUAAAGAUUCUCUUUAUGACAUUCCACCAGAGGGGUUUAAUUUGUCUUUGUCACCAUUUUCAACAAUGUUUAUGGCACUCUUUGCAUGGAUAUCAUCAUCAUCCUUGGCCUUUAUAUAUGGGCGUGAUGAAAGUGACCAUGAUGAAUAUUCAUCUAUUAACGGGCAAGAAUAUCCACGCAAGAUUGUACUCUCUGAGGGACGCUCAAUUGAAAUUAGGCAAACUCUUGCUGGCUGUCUCGCACGGGCCUUGCCCGGCGUGGUGGCUGAUCUUAGGCUCCGGAUACCGAUAUCAACUCUGGAAAAGGAAAUGGAUAAAUUGAUUGAUACAAUGUCUUUUGUGGAACCGCUACCCCCAUUCAGAAUGAAGCAGUGGCAGUUGAUUGUUCAUCUGUUUCUUGAUGCUCUCUCUGUAUCUAGGAUUCCUGUGCUUAAUUCAUUUAUGACAGAGAUGAGAUUCCUGCUUCCGAAGGUCUCCACUGUUGUGAAAGGUUGCCUGGAUGGUGAUCAUGAUCCCCCUCCCCCACCGCCACCACCUUAACGACUGUCUAAGUUCUAACAACUUUUGCUACAUCAUUAUUCAGUCAAACCCGAAUUCACAUCGGUGUGGCAUAGAACCAAAGUUGUAGUUUUAUGUUUACAAUGUGCAUUUGUCGAGUCCUAAGUUUUGAAAAAGCAAACAUUAUGGUUUACUCAUUUCCUAGAUUUGGUUUUUUGUUCACAAAUAGGUUCAAGAAGAAGCUGGUGUAAGUGCUGAAGAGUACAAGAUCAUGAAGGAUCUCAUUAUUCCACUAGGCCGAGUACCUCAUUUCACGAUGCAGAGUGGAGCAUAAAGCUUUAUGCCAAGA
Messenger RNA from Cuscuta campestris, 1674 nucleotides. NCBI's taxonomy places the organism in Eukaryota, Viridiplantae, Streptophyta, Magnoliopsida, Solanales, Convolvulaceae. The record is from the annotation of a GenBank genome assembly.